Molecule: messenger RNA, 2570 nt
Organism: Carassius auratus (goldfish)
Lineage: Eukaryota; Metazoa; Chordata; Actinopteri; Cypriniformes; Cyprinidae
Gene: chst3b
Product: carbohydrate (chondroitin 6) sulfotransferase 3b
Exons: 4
Coding region: 764-2053 (429 amino acids)
Biological process (GO): N-acetylglucosamine metabolic process; carbohydrate metabolic process
Cellular component (GO): Golgi membrane
Molecular function (GO): N-acetylglucosamine 6-O-sulfotransferase activity; chondroitin 6-sulfotransferase activity
Source: RefSeq, a predicted model, not a curated record
AAACACCCCAAAAAAUGAUUAAGGGAAGUCUAUUAUUAUUAUUAUUAUUAUUUAUAGAAAGAAAAUGCAUAUUUUACCGAGCUGUCAUACACUUUUGCACUGUGUUGGUGCUCCUGUAGUAAAAUAUGUUGUUGUUGUUUUUUCUUUUGGUUGUAAUAUUGAAAUAUGUAGAAUGUUGAACAGGCGCGGGGGCGCGCACGUCGCGGUGACGCAGCGGCGGUGUUUGUGUCUCUCGGAGUCAGACUCGCUCCGCUGAUGAGGCGCAUCUGUCUCUCAGCGCGUUGCUUUUAAAGAAAACGUAUUUCGAUCCACAAAUACACUACAUCAGUGAGUUUAUUUUGCAUUCCCAAUCCAUUUUAGAUGUUUGUGUAGGUAUAUGCUUGAUUUAAUAGUCUUAAUUGGUUACAGAGCGGGACGUGAAUGAUUAUUAAAUGAUGGAUUCGAUUUUUUUAAAUACUGAAUUUUGCACACCGUGAUCUGCAUUUUAGUGGGGUUUUUUUUCCAUCAAGUGAACGAGGAAACUAAUGAACGCGGAAAUAUAAUGGUUAACAGUGCAAGACAGAACUUGCCUCCUAACCACCGUCUGCUGGCCGGACAGCUUCUCUCUCUGCCUCGUUCAGUACUGUGUAAUUAUCCCACACACGGUCACAAACAUCCCUGCUGUAGAGGAAUGGUUAUAGUGUCCUGAAGAGUCCAACCAGAGGAAAAAUAUGAAGGAAUGAUCUGAGAGUGAAUUACCCACUGAACACAAUCACGCACAAGAAUGCGCAUUAAAUAUACCAUUUCUAUCAUCUUUAUUGUGGCUCUGGUCAUCAUAGAAAAGGAAAACAACAUUAUUUCAAAGGUGUCUGAUAAACUGAGCCCCAGACUGACCCCGCUGCUGAUGCUCAGUGCUUCUCUCCUGUCUGCUGCACAGCACAAUGUCUCGACGGACAGCUCGGCCCAUCAACACCUGAGUAGUCUGCAGAACUCGACUCAGAGCAUCCAGCUGAGCGCGGCGUCCGCAGCCGGAGGACGUAAACACAUCCUUCUUCUGGCCACGACUCGCACCGGCUCCUCGUUCGUGGGAGAGUUUUUUAACCAGCAGGGCUCCAGCAUGUUUUACCUGUUCGAGCCGCUGUGGCACGUGGAGCGCAUGCUGACGGUCGAAAGCGGUGGCACCAACGCCUCGGUCGCGGGGCCGGCGUAUCGAGACGUGCUGCGACAGCUGCUCCUGUGUGACUUCUCACUGCUGGAGAGCUUCAUCGAGCCACCACCGCAGGAUCAUGUUACCCCUGCGCUCUUCCGGCGCGAGUCCAGCCGCUCACUGUGCGAGGAUCCUGUCUGCACGCCACUGGUCAGGAAGGUGUUUGAGCGAUACCACUGCCGUGAGCGCCGCUGUGGGCCGCUCAACCUGACGCUGGCCGCUCAGUCCUGUGCACACAAGCAGCAUCGUGCCAUCAAGUCCGUCCGUGUGCGGCAGCUGGAGACACUCCGGCCACUGGCAGAGGACCCCAGGCUCGACAUGACCUUCAUUCAGCUGGUCAGAGACCCUCGCGCCGUCCUUGCCUCACGCAUGGUGGCCUUCUCCAGCAAGUAUGACGUUUGGAAGCGGUGGGCCAUGGAUGGAGACCUUCCGGUGGACGAGGAUGAAGUAAGGAAGCUCAAAGGAAACUGUGACAACAUCCGCAUGUCUGCUGAGAUCGGACUGAAGCAGCCACCGUGGCUUCGUGGGCGCUACAUGCUAGUGCGCUACGAAGACAUUGCGCGAUUCCCCAUGCGCAAAGCUGCAGAGAUGUAUGACUUCAUAGGCAUUCCCUUCACUGCAAAGGUGGAGGAGUGGAUCCUAAAAAAUACCCAAGCAUCUAAGGAGGUCAGUGGAGUUUAUUCCACCCAAAAGAACUCCUUGGAGCAGGUGGAGAAAUGGAGGUUUAGCAUUCCCUUCAAACUUGUGCAGCUGGUGCAAAAAGUGUGCGGCCCCACCAUGACUCUAUUUGGUUACAAGUUUGCAGAGAACAUAGACAUGCUGACUGAUAAAUCAGUAAGUUUGAUUGAGGAGAGAACAUUUUUAUGAUUCUACACAUAUAUUUCAUGAGGAAGAAUGAUGAGAUUCAUGAAGUAAUAUGUGACAUGAUUUAAACAAGCUGCAAUAUGAACUCCUUGCAUCACUUGUAAACCAGUAUUGUAAACAAAAUAUUAUUUCCUUAUUUGAUAAAUGGCCAGUGAGCUCAUUUGAUGAAUAGUCCUAGCAGGCAUUUGAAUUCUUCUCUACUGUAUAUACUGUACCGUAUAUAUGUUUGUUUGAGGAGAAAUGAGCUGGUGCUGUGUGUUCAUAUAUUCUUACUGCAGCCGGAUUGCAGAACUCUAUGAACCAUGUCAAUGGAGGACUCAUACAGAAAAAAAUCAUUUUCAUAGAUUAAUAUAUUGUCUUAUUUGACAAGGGCUCUUUGUUAUAAACAAAAGUGACAAAGAAUAAUUUUAUAAUUAUGUUCAUAUUACUUUAGGUCAGUUUGUUACGAAAAACCCAUGGUGUCUUGUAAAACAGGCUUUAAAUUUACCCCAUAGGUAUUAAUAAAGUUUUACUAACCCUU